AUGACGAUGAAAACCAGCGGUCGCGGAAAGAUCUAUGCUUCGAUUACCGAAACUAUUGGCGAUACGCCGAUCGUGCGGCUGGACCGUCUGGCCAAGGCCCAUGGUGUAAAGGGCAACCUGCUUGCCAAGCUUGAAUUCUUCAACCCCAUCGCCAGCGUCAAGGACCGGAUCGGCGUCGCCAUGAUCGAGGCAAUGGAACGGGAUGGUCGCAUUGCACCGGGAAAGUCCACGCUGGUGGAACCGACCUCCGGCAAUACCGGCAUCGCGCUUGCCUUCGUUGCAGCGGCAAAGGGCUAUCGCCUCAUCCUGGUCAUGCCCGAAACAAUGUCUGUCGAGCGUCGGAAGAUGCUCAAGAUCCUCGGCGCCGAACUGGAGCUGACCGAUGGUGCCAAGGGCAUGAAGGGCGCUAUUGCACGCGCCGAGGAACUCGUCAACGAGAUCGCCGGGGCAGUGAUACCGCAACAGUUUGAAAACCCGGCAAAUCCCGAAAUCCAUCGCAACACGACAGCGGAGGAGAUCUGGAACGAUACCGACGGCGCUAUCGACGUCUUCGUGUCCGGAAUAGGCACAGGAGGCACGAUCACCGGUGUUUCCCAGGUUCUGAAACAGCGGAAACCGGACUUGCAUGUGGUCGCCGUCGAGCCGACGGACAGCCCGAUCCUGUCCGGUGGCGAGCCUGGACCCCACAAAAUCCAGGGUAUCGGCGCGGGCUUUGUACCCGGCGUUCUGGAUACCGGGGUCUAUGACGAAGUCGCUACGGUCUCCAACGAAGAUGCCUUUGCCAUGGCCCGGGAAGUCGCAAAGAUGGAAGGUUUGCCCGUCGGCAUAUCCUCCGGGGCGGCGCUGACUGCCGCCAUCCGGGUUGGCCAGCGAGACGGCAUGGAGGGAAAGUCCAUUGUCGUUAUCAUUCCGUCCUUUGCGGAACGCUAUUUGUCGACAGCCUUGUUUGAAGGUCUCUAA
Messenger RNA from Effrenium voratum, 960 nucleotides. Lineage: Eukaryota; Dinophyceae; Suessiales; Symbiodiniaceae. The record is from the annotation of a GenBank genome assembly.